AUGGCGCACGGCGACAUCGAGAAGAUCACCACCGAUGAGCUGCCUAGCUAUCCCGUCGACCGCAAGGCCUCAGGCCAAGGCCGGCGCAAGAGCUCCGCCGUCAAUCCUGAGAUUCUUGCCGGCGAAAUAUUCGAUGAGCGCUUUGAGAAAACCCAGCGCGGCUUGAAGUCUCGCCAUGCCCAGAUGAUUGCCCUCGGCGGCACCAUUGGGACAGGCCUGUUCGUUGGAUCGGGCCAGACGUUGGCAAGAGGUGGUCCUGCAUUCAUACUCGCAGCGUACUGCUUCAUCGCCUUUUUGGUCUACUGUGUCGUCGUCGCUAUUAUCGAAGUCGCGGCGUAUCUGCCGACACCCGGCUCAUCGAUGAACUUGUUCGGCUACCGCUACGUCUCGCGCAGCAUGGGAUUCAGUCUUGGCUGGCUAUACUUCUACUCUCUCGGUAUAUUGGUCCCAUACGAGAUCACAGCUGCCGGCCUAGUCAUCGAGUACUGGAAUCCAAGUGUCAGCAUUGCGGUCUGGAUCACCGUUAUGAUAGUCGUCAUCGUCGGCCUGAAUGCUCUACCUGUAGGCUUCUACGGCGAGACUGAGUUUUGGUUUGCAUCGACUAAAGUCAUCAUGAUGCUGGGCCUGCUCAUGCUCUCUGUCGUCCUUUUCUGGGGAGGCGGCCCAGAUCGUGACCGUCUCGGCUUCCGCUACUGGAGAAAUCCUGGCGCAGUGAACGAAUACCUGGAGACAGGCGAUCUUGGAAGAUUCCUCGCUCUCCUUAGCACUCUUGUCCUUUCCUCCUUCCCCUUCGCCUUUGCGCCAGAACUCCUCGUAGUCACGGGUGGCGAAAUGAGAAGCCCGCGCCGCAACCUCCCUAUUGCUGCUCGGCGCUACAUCUACCGCCUCAUCUUCUUCUACGUCGGCUCCGUCCUAGCCAUCUCCGUCAUCUGCCCCUCAGACGACCCGGCUAUCACCUCCGGCGGUGCGGGCGCUGGCGCCUCCCCUUUCGUUGUUGGCAUAAAGAAUGCUGGAAUCCCGGUGUUAGACUCCAUCAUCAACGGUGGUAUCAUUCUAUCAGCCUGGAGCUCUGGUAACUCGUUCCUCUACCUAUCAAGCCGCUCGCUAUACUCGCUCGCACUCUCCGGCAGCGCACCGAAGAUGUUCAAGGCCUGCACCAAGAAGGGCGUCCCCUAUAACGCCGUCAUCUGCUCCUCUCUCUUCUGCGGACUCGCCUACCUGAACGUCGGAUCCAACAGCGCAGUAGUCUUCAACUGGUUCGUGAAUCUUACGAACGAGUCCGCAUUCAUAUCCUGGAUCUGCUGCUGCAUCAUCUACCUACGCUUCCGCAAAGCCUGCAUCGUGCAGAACAUCGAGGUGCCGUACCACAACUUCCUCAUGCCCUGGGGCGCCUAUGCCGCCAUUGCCGGCUUUGCUUUCUUGGCCCUCAUCAACGGCUUCAAUGUCUUUUGGCCCCAGCUCUGGAGCCCGGCUAGCUUCCUCACGUCGUAUAUCGGCGUCCCCAUCUUUCUGGCUAUCUACUUUGGCCACAGGAUCUAUGCGAAGAGCGAUCCGUGGGCGCAUGCGCCCGAGGAUGUGGACAUGUAUACGGGUCUUGCGGAGGUGCUGGCGGAUGAAAAGCCGCCUAAGGGGGCGCAAACUGGAUGGAAGAGCUGGGUUACUGCGCUUUGGAAGUGA
Coniosporium apollinis CBS 100218 is the source of this 1677-nucleotide messenger RNA. RefSeq lists its product as uncharacterized. Gene Ontology annotation, biological process: amino acid transmembrane transport. Gene Ontology annotation, molecular function: amino acid transmembrane transporter activity. Gene Ontology annotation, cellular component: membrane. Bases 1 to 1677 code for a protein of 558 amino acids. The transcript has 2 exons. Lineage: Eukaryota; Fungi; Ascomycota; Dothideomycetes. The record is from RefSeq and is a predicted model, not a curated record.